This is a messenger RNA of Gongylonema pulchrum, 873 nucleotides long. The record is from the annotation of a GenBank genome assembly. NCBI's taxonomy places the organism in Eukaryota, Metazoa, Nematoda, Chromadorea, Rhabditida, Gongylonematidae.
AUGGCUUCGUUCUUUCAGAUUGGUCAUAGCAACUGCGACAGUUUCUCAGACAGCAACCCGUUGGUGAAGCCCUUUAGCAGUGAUAGCGUUUCGCCCGCCCAGACAUUGACGAGUAAGGCUAAGCGCGAUUUAAUUACUGGAUCAGUUGUUGUCCCGAUAUCGGCAAAUACAGCACUCGAAAAUAUUAAAAUAUUUCGCGGAGUGGUAACGCUGCUUAGUGGAAGCUUCGCGGUUAUUCAGCCAGAGGGUCACAUCGGUUUUCUCAAAAACAACAGAAGUGAUAACUCAUUGAGGGACUUGAAAAUUGGUGACUGGGUAGCUGUCGCAGGCGUGCAAAGAGGCAAAAGUAUUGCAUAUGACAUUAUAAAUUUGCCGUCGCUGAUUAGUGCGGAAGCACCAACAAAAGUGAAGCGAGGGACAGUACUGGUGCUAUCAGAAGUCAAAGUGGAGUAUGCAAACGGCAAUGAAUUUUAUGCCAGUUCUCCAAUCCUUGGAACUGUUGUGGGUGUAACCGAUUUCUUGGCGAGAAAAGACGAUUGUAUUGUUGCGUGGUGUUGCCCUCGAGUUUGUGCUGAAUUUGAAAUUUUCUGGGAAGCUAUUGAAUUUUUGACUGCUUCAAAUAGUGUGCUAUCAGAAGUCAAAGUGGAGUAUGCAAACGGCAAUGAAUUUUAUGGCAAUUCUCCAAUCCUUGGAACUGUUGUGGGUGUAACCGAUUUCUUGGCGAGAAAAGACGAUUUUAUUGUUGCGUGGUGUUGCCCUCGAGUUUGUGCUGAAUUUGAAAUUUUCUGGGAAGCUAUUGAAUUUUUGACUGCUUCAAAUAGUGUGAGUUCGAAUGGAAAUUUCGCAUUUAUCACUUUUUCUAAAGCAGUUUAG